AUGACUCUCGUGGUCGAGAGCAGCGAUACCAGUGACAAUGUCAAAGCCAAGAUCCAAGACAAGGAAGGAAUCCCACCGGACCAACAACGUCUCAUCUUCGCUGGAAAACAGCUUGAAGAUGGCCGUACCUUGGCUGACUACAAUAUUCAGAAAGAUAAUUCUGAUAAUGAAAUGAAUGUUGAACGAUCACGUCAAUCUCAAGAAAAGAAUGUGUCUCAUUCAAGUUCAAGUCCAACACCAAGUCAGAGUGAUGAUGGUGGUGGUUUAAGUCUAGAUAAUGAUGGUGAUGGUGAUGAAUACAAAGAAAAUCCAUUUGCUGAAUCUAGUGAGGGUCAAAGUGCACGUACAGCUCGAUCAAAAGGAAAAGCGAAGAAGCACCACUAUGAAAUUUUUAGAGGUUCUUCUUCUUCAGGUGAAAAAUCAAAUUCUAGUAACUUUGAGUAUAGUGAAUCAUCUGCUAGUACUCAAAGACAUUAUUAUCCAUCAGAACAACAUAAUUUUCAACCUCCUCAUGGUUAUCUACCUCCAUAUGGUUAUUAUCCACCUCAAAUGUGUUAUGCUCGUCUGCAUCCAAGAGCUGUGAACUGUCGCAAAAAGAAGUGUGGUCAUAGCAAUCAGUUGAGCCCAAGAAGAAGACCAAGUAAACAUGACUCUGGUUAUCUCUUGAUGAAGAAUUUGAGUUAA
Molecule: messenger RNA, 684 nt
Organism: Durio zibethinus
Lineage: Eukaryota; Viridiplantae; Streptophyta; Magnoliopsida; Malvales; Malvaceae
Source: RefSeq, a predicted model, not a curated record